This is a messenger RNA of Kuraishia capsulata CBS 1993, 834 nucleotides long. RefSeq lists its product as uncharacterized. Gene Ontology annotation, molecular function: manganese ion transmembrane transporter activity; iron ion transmembrane transporter activity. The coding region runs from base 1 to 834 and encodes 277 amino acids. Gene Ontology annotation, biological process: intracellular manganese ion homeostasis. Gene Ontology annotation, cellular component: fungal-type vacuole membrane. The transcript has a single exon. The record is from RefSeq and is a predicted model, not a curated record. Lineage: Eukaryota; Fungi; Ascomycota; Pichiomycetes; Pichiales; Pichiaceae.
AUGGCCAUAGUUGCACUCAAAAAUGCCAUCGGCUCCUUAAUUUCGGGCCAGUCUCAAUACGGAGCUGUUGAUGACGGAAGCGUUGAUGCCGAGUCGCAGACUUCACAGAAAACAUUUGACAGAAGGGGGGAACCAAACCUGGGCAUCUUUCAAAACAUCGAUCCGCGUGUUAUGAGCGACGUUGUGAUUGGUUUGUCUGACGGGCUGACUGUGCCUUUUGCCCUUACUGCUGGGCUUUCGUCUCUCGGAAAUUCCAAGAUCGUCAUUACGGGUGGAAUGGCCGAGCUUGUGUCCGGUGCAAUUUCCAUGGGGCUCGGCGGAUUUCUUGCAGCUCGUUCCGAAGUGGACUACUACCGCUCGCAAGUAAAGCGCGAAAAACAGGACUUCUUUUCAGAUCGCGAUGCACUGGAUAAGGAGGUAGAGGAGAUCAUGUUGGAUCUCGGCGCUUCUGAAGAUACUAUCGAGUUGUUUGUACGGGAUUUGCAAAGAAAUCCAAAGGCGAUGAUUGACUUCAUCAUCCGUUUUGGUAGAGGACUCGAGGAGCCGGCUGAGGGUCGCCAGCUCACGAGCGCACUCACCAUUGGUGGUGGAUACUUCUUUGGCGGCUUCAUCCCACUCGUUCCAUACUUCUUCACAGACCUCGUCAAGACCGGUUUCAUCAUAAGUUGUGUCGUUAUGGUGAUAACGCUAUUCAUCUUUGGCUUUUUCAAGGCGUUCAUCUCGCUUGGAGAGUGUUCAAGCGUGCGCAAGGUGUCGGAGGGAUUCCAGAUGGUGGUAGUGGGCUCUGUUGCUGCGGGGAGUGCAUGGGCUUUAGUUAGGCUUAUUGAUACGUGA